AUAAUAAGACAGAAGCAGUAAUAAAAACUCUCCGAUCAAAGAAAACUCCAGGAUCUAUUGGCUUCACUGUUAAAUUCUACCAAGCACUCAAAGAAAUAAUACCAACUCUACUUAAUGAUUCUAAAAAAUCAAGGAGGAGGGAAUACUUCCAAACUCAUUCUAUGAGGCCUGUAUCACCCUAAUACCAAAACCAGACAAAGCUCUUCCGCUCCUGGCUCCUUCUUUCGCGACAAGAUGGCCACACCGGCAGUAACAGCAAGUGAUCCUCCCACCACUCCAGCCCCAGCCCCGGCGGCGGCCCCAGUCUCAGCCUCAGCAUUAGUCCCGGCACCAGCCCCAACGCCACCUCCCACGCCAGCUGCGGCUCCGGCCUCAUCUUCAGACCCUGCGGCAGCAGCGGCUACGACUGCGGCUGCGGGCCAGACCCCGGCCUCCGCGAAAGCCUCUGCGCAGACCCCGGCGCCCCCACUGACUGGUCCUGCUCUCCCAGGGCCCUUCCCUGGUGGCCCCGUGGUCAGGCUGCACCCAGUCAUUUUGGCCUCCAUCGUGGACAGCUACGAGCGACGAAACGAGGGAGCUGCCCGUGUUAUCGGGACCCUGCUGGGAAGUGUUGACAAGCACUCAGUGGAGGUCACCAAUUGCUUUUCAGUGCCACAUAAUGAGUCAGAAUAUGAAGUGGCUGUUGACAUGGAAUUUGCUAAGAACAUGUAUGAAUUGCACAAAAAAGUCUCUCCAAAUGAGCUCAUCCUGGGCUGGUACGCUACAGGCCACGACAUCACAGAGCACUCUGUGCUGAUCCAUGAGUACUACAGCCGGGAAGCCCCCAACCCCAUUCACCUCACUGUGGACACAAGUCUCCAGAACGGCCACAUGAGCAUCAAAGCCUAAGACAGCACUUUAAUGGGUGUCCCUAGAUGGACCAUGGGAGUGAUGUUCACACCUCUGACAGUGAAAUAUGCAUAUUAUGACACUGAACGCAUUGGUGUUGACCUGAUCAUGAAGACCUGUUUUAGUCCCAACCGAGUGAUCGGACUCUCAAGUGACUUGCAGCAAGUAGGAGGGGCAUCAGCUCGCAUCCAGGAUGCCUUAAGCACAGUGUUGCAGUAUGCAGAGGAUGUGCUGUCUGGAAAGGUGUCAGCUGACAAUACUGUGGGUCGCUUCUUGAUGAGCCUGGUUAACCAAGUACCCAAAAUAGCUCCUGACGACUUCCAGACCAUGCUCAACAGCAACAUCAAUGACCUGCUGAUGGUGAUCUACCUGGCCAAUCUCACACAGUCUCAGAUUGCCCUCAAUGAAAAGCUUGUAAACCUGUGAAUAGGCCCCAGGCAGAACUCCUGCCAGUCUGGGUCUCACCCUAGGACUCAGUAUGAAGUGAAGGCGAAAUGGUUUCUUUGUGCUCUUGAGUCACACUGAGCCAGUCAGCUGCUAGUGACUCUAAUAAACAUGGCCUACCUUUUGUAAAU
Molecule: messenger RNA, 1463 nt
Organism: Microcebus murinus (gray mouse lemur)
Lineage: Eukaryota; Metazoa; Chordata; Mammalia; Primates; Cheirogaleidae
Source: RefSeq, a predicted model, not a curated record